Messenger RNA from Scatophagus argus, 1419 nucleotides. Its product is annotated as isoaspartyl peptidase/L-asparaginase. The coding region runs from base 126 to 1058 and encodes 310 amino acids. Gene Ontology annotation, molecular function: asparaginase activity. The record is from RefSeq and is a predicted model, not a curated record. NCBI's taxonomy places the organism in Eukaryota, Metazoa, Chordata, Actinopteri, Scatophagidae. The transcript is spliced from 7 exons.
GGAUGUCCUGUCAUGAAUUAUAUUACGCAUGACGUUAGUGUACAGGCGCUUGUUUGGAUGUGGAGAGUGUAAGGAAAUGUGCUUGACCCGGGACGAAGUGUGAAGAUCAGUGAAGCAGCUUAAAGAUGUCAGCGGUCGUGGUGGUGCACGGUGGGGCGUGGGCCAUACCAGAUGAACUGGCCCAGGCCUCGAUGGACGGCGUAAAGGUCGCAGCACGUGAAGGGUUUUCAGUGCUGAAAACAGGAGGAAGUGCUCUGGAUGCUGUUGAGGCAGCUGUGAGGACUUUGGAAGAUAACAGUGUGUUUAAUGCAGGGCACGGAGCAACUCUAAAUUCUGACGGUGGAGUGGAGCUGGAUGCCAUAAUUAUGGAUGGAAGGACACUUGCCAGUGGUGCGGUGUCUUCAGUGAAGAACAUCGCCAAUCCUGUGUCCCUGGCACGGGCGGUGAUGGAAAAGACUGCCCACUCGAUGUUGACAAGCAGAGGUGCAAACCUGUUCGCAGAGAGCAUCGGCAUGCCCACAGUCCCCACUGAAGCCCUGGUGUCUGAGUAUGAGAGGAAAGAAUGGGAGAAGCACAAGAGUUAUGUCACUGGAGUAAGGGAAGAGUUCAACUCCCAGUGGGUCCAUGAUACUGUUGGGGCAGUUGCUGUGGACAGUGCUGGUAAUGUUGCAUGUGCGACAUCAACUGGAGGGAUCAGAAAUAAAAUGGUGGGCAGAGUGGGAGACUCUCCAAUCAUCGGCUCUGGUGGAUAUGCAGACAACUUCAGUGGUGCGGUCUCUUGUACUGGUCAUGGAGAGUCUAUUCUUAAGGUCACAUUGGCCAGACUCAUUCUUUCACAUGUUGAACAAGGUAAAUCAGUGGCGGAAUCUUCUCAGUUGUCUCUGCAGUACAUGGCAGACCGUGUCCGCGGUGCGGGAGGUUCCAUUGUAGUUUCUCCAUCGGGACAGUGGGCAGCCACAUUUACCACGGAGCGAAUGGCUUGGGCAGCAGUGGAUCAUGAUGCUCUGUGGUAUGGAUUAAACCCAAAGGAAAAAUUUAAAGAGCAGGUGCCCCAGUAGCCAUUUUAACACCGCUUUUAAACCUUAUUUGUGAUACCUUAUUGAGUAAUAAAACGGGAAAACCUAUUUCACGUUUUCUACUAAUUCAUUUUGCAGAGUAUUUGAUAAUGUUGUUUCUAUUCAAAUUAAAUGAUUAUUGUUUUCUUCUUUCUCAUGUCUUAAUACUUUAUGUAUGUAAAGUAAACCAUAAAACUGCAUAUGGAGAAGAUGGACAUUAGAGUAUAAAGUCUCUAAUGUUAUGUUAUUUGAGCAGCUGGUACAUACUUUGAGUGAGUAUUUCUUAUCACCUGAAUUCUGGAUUCAGUGUCACAUAUGUAAAACAGGAUAUCUGAUCUGUUUGAUUAAAGUGUCUUUAACUCUG